AUGCUGGUUUGUUUCUCGGCUCUUCUAGUCACUCCGUAUCUUUUAUCUAAUAUGUUAUGUGCUGGUGCGGAGACUAUUGCUAUAAGAGUACAACUGAUUGCUGCCACUUUUGUAACGACUGGAAUUGCAACGAUUCUACAAACUACAUUUGGCUUGAGAUUAGCAAUACUUCACGGUCCAUCUUUUGCAUUUCUACCUGCUCUACACACAUUCGAAGAAAUGUAUCCAUGUACUCAAGAUACAGAUACAAGCUUGUGGAAAGAGAAAAUGCAGUUGAUCUCCGGGUCCCUAUUCCUCGCUGUCCUCAUCAUGCCUAUAAUGGGAAUUACUGGACUCGUUGGGAAGAUAUCCAAGCACAUUGGACCUAUCACAAUCGUCCCGAUGUUGGUUCUUUUAUGCAUCGGAACUGUUCCAGAUAUUGAAGAAAAAAUUUCCCUUCACUGGAUCUCUAUUAUUGAAAUUUUGCUACUCAUAAUUUUUGUGGUGUUGCUAGAAGACGUCGAAGUUCCAAUCCCAGGCUAUUCCUUCUCCAAAAAGCAAUUUUUCACUACAAAAAUGAGGAUUUUCAGUCAGUUUCCGUACCUCCUUGGUAUCUGCUUGGCCUGGUUCUUGUGCUGGUUGCUGACUGUAACAAACAUCGAGCCUGCCAGCGGUCCAGCUAGAACUGAUCGAAACGAGAGCACAUUUGUGUUCCAUAGCACUCCUUGGAUCCAAGUACAGUACCCAAUGCAAUUCGGAUUUCCCCAGUUUAGUUUCCCAUUGGUUAUUGCUUUUACAGCAUCUACAGUGGCAGUUAUGAUCGAAAGAAUCUGCGCUCAGAUCUCACAACAAGGGAGUCCACCAUCUUCAAGUAUCAACAGAGCAUUUGUGGUGGAAGGUGUCGGAAGUAUGUUGGCUGCUUAA
Molecule: messenger RNA, 903 nt
Organism: Caenorhabditis remanei
Lineage: Eukaryota; Metazoa; Nematoda; Chromadorea; Rhabditida; Rhabditidae
Exons: 6
Coding region: 1-903 (300 amino acids)
Biological process (GO): transmembrane transport
Cellular component (GO): membrane
Molecular function (GO): transmembrane transporter activity
Source: RefSeq, a predicted model, not a curated record